Lutra lutra (Eurasian river otter) is the source of this 4235-nucleotide messenger RNA. It is a transcript of the gene BEND3, whose product is annotated as BEN domain containing 3. Gene Ontology annotation, biological process: rDNA heterochromatin formation. Lineage: Eukaryota; Metazoa; Chordata; Mammalia; Carnivora; Mustelidae. Gene Ontology annotation, cellular component: heterochromatin. The record is from RefSeq and is a predicted model, not a curated record. The transcript has 2 exons. The coding region runs from base 1492 to 3795 and encodes 767 amino acids. Gene Ontology annotation, molecular function: DNA binding.
UCCCACUGUAACGAGGCUCGGGGAAGGUGGUGCUCCCAAGCCUGCUCGGUGUGAGGCUGUGCAGUUACCCACCGUGCCGGGGGCCCUGACGGCUGCAGGGGUGUAAGAUGCGGAGAGAAGUCUUUGAAGGUGUCCUGCCCUGGCAGUUCGUGUCUUCUCCAGUCUAAUUGCUCUGUCUCCCAGCUUACUCCUUCAGGCCCCACAGCAGUUUCUACAUCCGGGAACAGCGAAAGGAUGACCCAAGGGGUAGAAACCAUGAGGUCGGGGGGACGGUCUAGCUCCUUCCCUGGGUCCCCAGAGCCUGCCAGAUGUCAGGCAUCCCAUCCUGUUCGCUCCCUGGGUCUGCGUGGCAGCGGAGAGCUCUUCCAGACCUUUUUGCUAACCGUAGCUGGUCAUGGGAUGAUGGUGAUGAUGGAGAGAAACAUUCUGUUGAGAAUGAAGAAGGUAAGCGCCGCUUCUGGCUUGAUCACUGAUGUGGGAUCCCCCUGGGAGCCGACUCCUAGGGUCUGGCCUAGAGGCCGCACGAAUUCUCCACCUUCUCUCCCUCUGGAAGGUGGGCUGCUCCGUGGGUGCUCUAGUCUGCUAACUCUUCUGGGCCCCAGUUAGCCACUCGUCAUUGGCCAACCUGCCUCCCGGGACUGCUUGGAUUUGGAGCCCCGGAGAAGAUGUUUAAUGCUUGAAGCGUCUCCAUGGCGACCCCGUCCCUGAGACGCAGCUGGGCACAGACAUGUAGAAUCUGCCCUCCAUGGUCGCCUUAUCCUCACAUCAGCCCAACAUCAGCCUCUUUGUGUUCCUGUCCCCCAGUGAGAGGUGUGGGCAUUCCCUCUUGAGUCUGAGGGUGCUAGCAGGGAUCUGAAAUGCCUCGACCGAGUCCAGGACAGAGGCUGGCACUGGCAAGCCGGAGCCCUGCGGCAGAGUUCCCAUAUGGCUGGAAGAUGAGCCUCAGAGAACUGGGAACGGCAUCAGCCAGACAACCCCGUGCCAAGUAGCACAGAUUUAAAGAUUUCUUGAUACUCCUAGACAGCUGAGCAGAGAUUUUUAUCAGCAGCAGCAAAGGCAGCCAGCUCGUUGUCGCCUUGGCAGUGGAAUUAACUGGAACACUGAGUUGACAGGACACCAGUGUGGGGCUAUCUAAGAACCUUCUCUUUGGGGCUCGUGUUGUGUUUUGUGUUGCAUGGUGUAUCUAAGGUCUCUGGGAGUGAGGAAUGUUGCCCUCUACUGGGACUCUAACUUAAUUUUUUCUUCCAGCAGGUUAGCCAAAACCGUUUCUUAUUGAUGGCAGUGUUUCUAAUGUGCUUAGUAGAAACUGAAAUAUUUUUAUUAAUGAUCCUGAACAGUGAGAGUUAUAGAGGGGAUUUCCAGUUCUGAUAUACCCUGGCAUUCUGCCUGCCGGAGGAAUGUGGGGGAGCACAGUGACUUCUCUUCGUUACUGGUAUUGAGACAGUUGAACCAGAAAACGUUCCCCGAACUUACGCUCCAUACCGGGUGUUAAUGAGGGCACCCCGCUCUCUAGAACGCUCUCUAGGUACUUUUGCUGCAAUGCAUGCCCUCCUCGCAGGCAUGCGGAACCGUGAGAACAGCUCGCCCUGCCAGGGCAACGGGGAGCAGGCCGGCAGGGGCAAGAACUUGGGCUCCGCAUGGCCUGGUGAGGAGGAGCCCUGCGGCGACAUGAGCACCCCGUCCUACAAAAAACCCUUGUACGGCAUCUCGCACAAGAUCAUGGAGAAGAAGAACCCUCCCGCUGGCGACUUGCUGGGCACGUACGAGCUCUUUGACAAGGCCAACUCUAGCAACAGCCCCUCGCCCCUGCGGCUCCUGAACGAGCCGCAGAAGCGGGACUGCGCUGGCACCGCGGCGGCCACCACCGAUGGGGACCCCAACAUCUACUUUCUGAUCCAGAAGAUGUUCUAUAUGCUCAACACACUCUCUUCCAACAUGUCCCAGCUGCACAGCAAGGUGGACCUGCUCUCCCUGGAGGUGAGCCGCAUCAAGAAGCAGGUGAGCCCCACUGAGCUGGUGGCCAAGUUCCAGCCGCCCCCCGAGUACCAGCUCACGGCGGCGGAGCUCAAGCAGAUCGUGGACCAGAGCCUGUCGGGCGGCGACCUGGCCUGCCGCCUGCUGGUGCAGCUCUUCCCCGAGCUCUUCAGCGACGUGGACUUCUCCCGCGGCUGCAGCGCCUGUGGCUUUGCGGCCAAGCGCAAGCUGGAGUCGCUGCACCUGCAGCUUAUCCGCGACUAUGUGGAGGUCUACUACCCGUCGGUGAGGGACACGGCCGUGUGGCAGGCCGAGUGUCUGCCCCAGCUGAACGACUUCUUUAGCCGCUUCUGGGCCCAGCGGGAGAUGGAGGACAGCCAGCCCAGCGGCCAGGUGGCCAGCUUCUUCGAGGCGGAACAGGUAGAUGCCAGCCACUUCCUGGACAACAAGGACCAGGAGGAGGCCCUGUCCCUGGACCGGAGCAGCACCAUCGCCUCAGACCACGUGGUGGACACGCAGGACCUCACCGAGUUCCUGGACGAAGCCUCGUCCCCUGGCGAGUUCGCCGUCUUCCUCCUGCACCGGCUCUUCCCGGAGCUCUUCGACCACCGGAAGCUGGGCGAGCAGUACAGCUGCUACGGGGACGGCGGCAAGCAGGAGCUGGACCCGCAGCGGCUGCGGAUCAUCCGCAACUACACGGAGAUCUACUUCCCCGACGUGCAGGAGGAGGAGGCCUGGCUGCAGCAGUGCGCCCAGCGCCUCAACGACGAGCUCGAGGGCCUGGCGCUGGACGGGGGCAGCGAGGGCGAGCCAGCGCGCGACGACUGCUACGACUCCUCCAGCCUGCCCGACGACAUCUCCGUGGUCAAGGUGGAAGACAGCUUUGAGGGCGAGCGGCCCGGCCGGCGGUCCAAGAAGAUCUGGCUGGUGCCCAUCGACUUCGACAAGCUGGAGAUCCCGCAGCCCGACUUCGAGGUGCCGGGCGCCGACUGCCUGCUCAGCAAGGAGCAGCUGCGCAGCAUCUACGAGAGCAGCCUGUCCAUCGGUAACUUUGCCUCGCGCCUGCUGGUGCACCUCUUCCCCGAGCUCUUCACGCACGAGAACCUGCGCAAGCAGUACAACUGCAGCGGCUCCCUGGGCAAGAAGCAGCUGGACCCGUCCCGCAUCAAGCUCAUCCGCCACUACGUGCAGCUGCUCUACCCGCGCGCCAAGAACGACCGCGUCUGGACGCUGGAGUUCGUGGGCAAGCUGGACGAGCGCUGCCGGCGCCGCGACACGGAGCAGCGGCGCUCCUACCAGCAGCAGCGCAAGGUGCACGUGCCGGGCCCCGAGUGCAGGGACCUGACGAGCUACGCCAUCAACCCCGAGCGGUUCCGAGAGGAGUUCGAGGGGCCCCCGCUGCCCCCUGAAAGGAGCAGCAAGGACUUCUGCAAGAUCCCCCUGGACGAGCUGGUGGUCCCCUCGCCCGACUUCCCGGUGCCUCCGCCGUACCUGCUGUCGGACAAGGAGGUACGCGAGAUCGUGCAGCAGAGCCUGUCGGUGGGCAACUUCGCCGCGCGGCUCCUGGUCCGGCUCUUCCCGGAACUCUUCACGGCCGAAAACCUCCGGCUGCAGUACAACCACUCCGGCGCCUGCAACAAGAAGCAGCUGGACCCCACACGGCUGCGGCUCAUCCGCCACUACGUGGAGGCCGUGUACCCGGUGGAGAAGAUGGAGGAGGUGUGGCACUACGAGUGCAUCCCGAGCAUCGACGAGCGGUGCCGCCGCCCCAACAGGAAGAAAUGCGACAUUCUGAAGAAGGCCAAGAAGGUGGAGAAGUGACGGCUGGGCGCCCCCUGGGACUGCACGUGCUCUCCGAGCGCGCCAGGGGUGUCCGCAGACGCGCACCUUACGGUGGCGGGGAGGGGCUCGCUCGGUUUGCACACGUGGACACCGUGCAGCCGCAGGAGGGACAGAAGCUUCGCGUGCGUCUCUCCUCCUCGCGACUUUCAGUCCCGUGUCCCCAGGGUGCGGCUGGAGUCCGGGAGAGCGGAGAGGCCUCGGGAGCCGGCCCUUCUCUUCUUGGCCGUGUCUCUCCAUCCACCGCCCCACCCCCUGCAAUUUCAAAUGCAUAGUCAGCGACUCUCUUGUUCCUCUUCCCACAUUUUACAUCUUCCAUUUUUAUCCAUUUUUUUAAUUAAAGAGAAACCCUUUUUAAGAAAAAAAAUCAUUGGGCUCUUUGGGGGCCAUUUUACUUAAAAAAACUAUCUUUUAAAUAUUUG